AUCUCCACGAACAAAGGGCUCUGGAUCCUGCAGAAUCAACUUUAACCCAGAUAUCGCAAUCGGUUUACUAUAGGCUGACCGUGGCCUUCUCACCCACUGGGUGCGCAUCAAACAAAUGAAGCCAAGGGAUGUGAAAAACAAGACUGUUCAUGAAUCAUUCAGCAUGGCAGGGAGAGAGCUUCCUGUAUGCCUUCGAGCUGUCUCUGAGUCCUGGACAGCAAACUGACGUGAUGUGCUCGUUCAGGGUUUGCCUCUGCUGGCCUACCCUACUUUGCUGGUUCUUUGCCCCAAGACUGAGCACUGCUGUUGGAUCAAACAUAACUCUAAGACUUCCUGAAAGAUCUUCUUGCAAACCAGGUUUUUACUGCCCGGAGGGAGGUGAGGGUCCAGUUCCAUGUCCCAGAGGAACAUUUGGACCAAGUUUUUGGGCCACGUCCAUAAACGACUGUAUCAGCUGCCCACCACAUCACUAUGGACCUAGAGAAAGCUUGAGCAAUUGCCUGCCCUGUGGACCCUGGUCACAGCAGCCUCUGCCUGGACAGGACAGCUGUACAUGUUUGCAAGAGGGUCAAGUCUUUCAGGCCAGUGACGGGCAGUGUCCAUGUACUUUGGGAUACACACAGAAAGGAGAAGACUGUGUGUUGAAGGUCUAUGAGAUCUGCAAGGAUGGAAGAGCACGUAACCAACAUGGAGAAUGUCUGGACCACAAGCAGUGGAAACAGUAUUGCUCUCAGCAGGUGUGUCCAUCUCCUGAGCUGUAUGAGGGCUAUGAUGGUUCCCUGGGACUGUGCGCUUGCAGAGGGCUGUCCAGGCCUGAGCCAGACAGGGUUGAGUGUGUGGGCUGGUGCCGGAGCAUCCUGAGUCCAGUUCUGCAGCUGGUUUGCACUGGAAGCCUUUACCUGCUCUACACUGAGUCUAAUCAACAGGUGAGCAUGUCUGGAAGCAUGCUGGAGACCGUCCUCAAACACUGGGACUCCCGUGGGAGCUUGGAAUGCAAUGUUCAUCUCAACUUCUCCAGGCCUGUGUACACAGUGCAAACAGGGGAGGCGGCCUUCUUUGGUCUGCUUAAUGCUGUCCCUGUGGAGGUCAGGAGGUUGAUUCUGGCCCACAGCCAGCAAACCAACAGCCAUUUUGGGCCUCUAGAUACAGACCGAGGAAACAUCAAAGACAAAGAGGAAGCUUGGGACUCUCAUUGGUCCAGUAAAUCAUCAGCGUUUGGCACAUCCAAUAUGAGGCCUGGAGGAGUCUUGAACCCAACAGCAUGUCUACAUCCAGGAGACAUUCUUCUUUUUACCGUGACCCAACAGCACUAUCCUCAGUAUGAUGUAGACAGCUUGUACAACACUAAUGCUGCGUUUGACUGGGGUCCCUUCAGAUUAUUGGCACAGGACCAAGAACUGGCACGAUCUGCCCACUCCCUUUUUUCCAUAAGUCUCCAUGAGCCCGGGGUGUACGCCUUCAAACUCAGCAGCCACCAGCAUAGACACAUGUAUGUGAAGGUAGUGCCUGCAGGUGGAGAGUGCUAUGACUCUGGACCCUUCUUCCCUUCUGACCCACAUCAUUUGACUCGCAUGGGCAUUGCACAGAGGCGCCAACUGCUGCUCCGCCCUGAUUGGUUGAUGAUCGGUGGGCUUUUAGUAGGAGCUGUGGUAAUCCUGUGCUUGUGCGUCACAAUACUGAUCCUGUUCAGGGAGUACGGCUGGCCUGAGAAACUGGCAUCUCAGGCCAGGUACCGUGAUCUGCAGCUCAGGUACAACAUGGACGACUAUUCAUCGAAGGGCUCCAGGGUGGUGGCUGUGAAAAAAACACAUCGAAACCUGCAGGUGGGGUUGACUGAGGAUUUGGUGCAGAGAGAGCUAGAAUUCCCACAGACUGUGCUCACAUUGCCUGCAGCGGUGGCUCUGGUGUCAAAUGAAUUCUGGGAUUACGAAGAGCAAGUGGAUCUCGAAGCCUUCAGUUCCAGCACCUUCUAUGACAUCCUACUCAAGCACAGCGUGUCUGUCACAAUACGUCUCGGGCAGCUCAGAGGAGAGGUGAAGCAGCUCUAUCAGGGGGUGCUGGGCAAGCUGAGUGAGCUCCACCCUGGCUGGAGGAUGUUUGGAGGGAAAACCAAAGGUCUAGAGAGGCAGGUGGAGCAGGAGAUGGUGCGACGGAGAGCACUGGGCAAUCAGCUGACACAGCUACUGGACAGCCAGCUGCAGAUCCUGCGGGUGGAGAUGAGAGCGCAGCAGGCCAUGCAGAAGACCUUCAGAGCACGACUGAGAGAGAGCGUGAGGCUUCUGAGACUGCUGGCUGAGGGUCAGACCUCGCUCUGGAAUAAACACAUCAAGCAACAUGUUCUGGAUCGUGUAGUUGUGCUGUCUGAUGAGAUGACUGAGAUGGUAUCAGUGGAGAGCCAGAGGCUGGGGGCCUGGGUUGUGCUUAAAGAGGGCACUGGAGCACAGCUAUUAUGCCCUGCUACUGGAUCAGUCCUCAGUAGGGAAGAUGUCAUCGCUCCUGAUGGAGCUGUUAGAGCUUGUGAUGCCGUUCAUGUAGACCCCCUCACAGGCCUAAUUCAACCCAACUCUAACGCCCAUAUGUUACUGGCCAGUGGACACAGCAUGCCAGUGCCCCCGGACUUCUUCCUGCACCCCCAGACUGGCAAACUACUCCCUGUGGCUGGAAACGUGGGCUUUGAUCCUGCUUCCUCCACCCUUGUCUUUACAGGCGAUGCUUGUGUGGGUGAGGUGGGAAAAUGGGACUCACCCCUGCUGCCUUUUAUUCCAUACCCUCCGUCCCGCCAUGCUGAAAUCCAUGCUGCUUCCAAACUACGGGGGCUUCGUUCAGGCCAAAGGCUGGUGUUUGGAGGACCCAUGUGUGACUGUGACACUGGUGUUUUGGUGCCUAUUCUGGCAGUCACCAUCCAUCCACAAACAGGAUUGGUUUAUCCUUUGGGAGGCGUGUACACGUGUCCCAUCUUGCGCCUGAGGCAGCCUAUUCAGAUUGGCUCUCCCAUGCUAGACCCUCGUACAGGCGACCUGGUGCUCAUCAACGGCGUCAGUCUUGAUCCCCAUACAGGGGCUGUACUUCCAGUUGGGGGGCUCCUCCUAGGCGAGUCCUUCAUCGAGCCCUUGAGCGGCCGGAUGGCGCGGGUUGGUGGAGGCAGUGUGCGAGGAGGAAAGGUGGUGCCUCAUGCUGGGGGUUUCCAGGCUCUGCUGGACAGCCAGGCUCUGGGCGCUUGCUUGCGGGUGGCGGAGCUCCUGCAAGGAUUCAGUGAGGAGUGGAGCUCAGCAACUGCAGAUCCACAAGGUGAUCUGGACAGAGUCUCAGCCGCAACGUCGGAGCUGGAGCAGGCCUGGAAAAGCAGCCAACGCUGUAUGUUGCAGAUGCGGAGUCGUUUUGAAGCCGUUCAGGAACAGGCCAGAGGUGUGGUGGAGAAUGGCAGUAGUGUGGGGGAAAUCAAGCUUCCUGGCAUUGAGCUCUCCUUGCCAGCUCUCCCCGGGUUGGAGUAUCCUGACCCUGGAGGCUCGGGUUUGCAUGUCCCAGUUCUGGGAGUUCAAUUGGACUGGGUGUCAGGAUGCAUGGUGCCUCUGGCAGGAACCAUGGAGGAUGCAGAUGGUAAAGGGCUAGUUCCCAUAUGUUUUGGAGCGCAGACUGUGGACCCAGUGACAGGGGUGCUGGCUCCGGUUGUGGGGGCCAGUCUGGAUGUUUGGAAGCGGACUGUAGUUCCUGUAACUGUGUCCCAGAUUCUGACGUUAGGAGAGAACCCAGACAGUGUCACGGUGGAAGCCCUCCAGAAGGAGAGCAAUGUACGGGGCAAUUACUGGCGUGAGCAGACACUGAAGGAAGAGGAGAUGAUGGGAGAUUUUGACAGAGCCGUUAAACACCAUCUCUCCACAUCCGUACACGAGUCUGACUGUAUAGACUGGAUGGACCCAGACAGGCAGCUCAGGGAGAACGCCGCUGAGAUUCAGGAAAGCGCUCAGUGUGAGGCCCAGAGAAAAGCUCUCCAGAACUCAGAGUUAUCGCUGCUUCUACCAGCCCAUGUGUUACACGCUCUCACAGGAGGAGACGAGGAUGAGUGGGAGCAGCAGUGUUACUGGCACACCGAGCUUAAGGCCAUGCUAAACCAAGUGAGUUUGUCCAUGGAGAGACUGCGGAGGGACCGGGAUCAGCUGUCGGCACAGGAAACACGGCAUCUGGAUGGGGAACUGAGGGAGCAGGAACUGUGGGAGCAAUUAAUGCAGAGACAAGCAGGGCUGGAUGCUGUGCUUUCGUCUCUCCUCUGUGCUCGUCAGGUCUGCCAGCUGCAUGCUGACACCGCGCAGUCUUUGGUUUCUGGCACAUUCUGGUAUAAGGAUUUUGGCGUGCUGCAGCCCAAGGGUGUCAGAAACCCUCUGAAAGUAAUAGCCAUGACUCAGCAGAAAAUCCUUCCUCUGCUUGAACGACUUAUUCAGCUGUUGGAGGAAACCAAAGCACUUGACCAGUCGACCAGCAUGCAGCGGCAGCAGAGCUCUGGGAAGCAUGCGUUCAGCCGAGAAAGCGCUUCCAGAGCGUGGACCGAAUCUGUGUCUGUUGUAAAAGGUGUCUCAACUCAGUCCUUUAAAGAUCAAAUGAAGGCUCCAUCUGCGAGUGAACAGAAUGCCAUGGUGCCCUCUCUUCCUCUGUCAAACCCAUCUUACACUCAAAAAAGCCAGGAAAAAACAAAGCUGAACCACAGCCAGGAUGUCCAAUCUCUCCAGGAACCCGGUCUGUCCACACACAUCAGUAUCCCACAGCUAGCAGAGGAGGACUGGACCAGACUAGUAGCGCUAUCUCCUCUCUUCCAGCUGAUGAAGGAAGUGGAGCAGCAGCUCAGGGAUAGUGCCAGAGAUAGAGGUCUUCUCAAGAUCCAGCCCUCGGGUGCAGGCCGGUCAUUCGUGGAUUUCAUGGAUGCCCAGUGGGAGUGCGAGGGAGAGCUGAUUCAAGUGAGCUCUGAAACACUCAACCCACGACAGCUUCUGCUCUACCAGCAUGGACAGUUUCUCCUCCAGCAUCUUCACUUACAUAAAAUGAUACCAGCAGUAACCCUUCAACUGGCUUCUACUCUUCCUUUCAACGACUACCAUAACAAUGCUUUCCGCAACUCUUUCUAUUAUCAGGAGGGACAGAAGAUUCUGUUUGUUCGCUGUCAGAGGUUGCAGUCAGUGGGUGGCCUCUCUCUGCUGCUUAUGCACUGUGCUGCACACAUUUCCACCGGUCAGAUGAGGACCGACUCCACUCUCGCUUUCCAAAGGGCCUUUUUCAAGGUUUUAAAGGUGGGCCUAAGUGAGCUGUUCCAUGCCAGACUGGGACAAACUGAUGACAAGAGGACAAAGGUUUUGGCAUCUGACGCAGGUCUCGAUGGUCUUCUGCUGGAAAGAGUGCAGAAGCCAAGUCCUGGGAUUUUCUCAGAGGAUCAGGUUUUGGGAUGUCUGCGCAAAUACAGAGAGGCUUCAGUGUUCCGCCAGGUCGAGAGUCUCCUGAAAGAGUCUCCUAAGAGCCUGGAGAUCAAGCACCUCAACACUGACCCGUCACUCAGCGACGGCCCAGACAGCCAAGAUGCCGCUUCUCCAUGAACUGACAAUUUAACUUUGAACAGUGCUGCCUUUCUGACAGUGAUAAAUCCAGCUUUCAAAGGCAUGUUAUAUGCUGCGAGGCAGCGGAUGGCCUUAUCGUCUUGGAUGGUAAUGGCCCCUGGACCGGGUUAGAGCUUCUAGUUUUGCUUCCAGUGAUGACCCAGCACAGUUAGAUAACUACUUUCCUGUACAAAAGUAAAAAAAAAAAUGGCACUAAGAUAAAACAUUAAAAUGGGCGUAAAACUGCAACAAGCAGACCUCUGUUUUAAUGUAGUUUUUGAGGAUAAGGGCAUGUUACAGAAUUUGACCAUGUUGGUAUCUACCUAAUCUGACUAGCUUCCACUAAACGACACAAAUUUGCACCCAGAAUACCAUACAGUGUGAUUGGACGCACAACCUCAGAGUGGAAUUUCUUAAAACAGGGGGGAGUUAAAAUAUAAUGAAUGAAAUGAAUAAAAUUGAAUGAAAAUGUUUAUUAACGCCCCCAGAGCCAUAUGGAGUACUUUUUAUGAUGGAUGGAUGCACUUUAUUUUGCUUCAAGACCACCGUUCAUUGCCACUAUAAAGCUUGGAAGAGCCAGGAUAUUUUUAUAAUGUAACUCCGAUUGUAUUUGUCUGAAAGAAAGUAUACACCUAGGAUGGCUUUAGGGUGAGUAAAUCAUGGGGUAAUUUUCAUUUUUGGGUGAAUUAUCUUUUUACAUUUACAUUUAGCAGACGCUUUUAUCCAAAGCGACUUACAGUGCAUUCAGGCUAUACAUUUUUAUAUUUUUUUUAAUCGGUAUGUGUGUUCCCUGGGAAUUGAACCCACAACCUUUUGCGCUGCUAACGCAAUGCUCUACCACUGAGCCACAGGAACAGGUAUUAGUUAAAUGUAUUAAUUAACUUAUUUAAUAUAAAUUUAUGAUUAUACUGUAAAUUUGUGCAAAUAGCAAAAGAAAAAAUCCAAGAUAGCAUUUCCACGCCUUUCCCAAAGAAGAAAGAUGUCAAAUUAACAGUUACUGUCUCAGCCAUUAGAAACUGCAGCAGUGUUAACUAGUUUUGUUUUAAUUUAAUGCCAGCGUAAGAGUGCUGUAAAUGUUUUUUUUUUAAAAUUAUUUUAUUUUAUUUUUUACAAAUUUUUAAAUGUGACCAUAUAUGUAAUAAAACCUUGCUAGAUUUACGAAGUUAAUAACUGUGGAAAUUCUGUGAAAUGGGACCAUGUAAUCACAUGAUUUAUUGCAUUUAAUUUAUUUGUGUUUAGAACCAUAAUUUCUGCUGUCCAUGACCGUCUCAACACAGACCUCUUGACCAAUUUUAGGGUCAUGACCCAGUAGUUAAGAUUUAUGGUAUUAGAUUAUGACUAAAAUAAAACGGCAGACAAGCAUUUAGAGAAUAUAUAGUGAAAUAAUGGCCUGAGCUUUGAGUUUAAAAAUAGAUUUAACAGUGCAAAAUGCUCAGGGCAGAAUUCUAAUGAUUACAUUUUAAAGCAGCAACAAACAAUCUCUGCUUCUUUUUUUGUGUGUGUUUGUUUACUAUAAAGCAGUGCAAGACAGUCCAUCUACACUUCUUGGGUGUCUGAGUGCGACUUUAACAAUCUUGUUUACCAAAUACUUAUAGGCAUAUAUGCCAUUGUAUUCAUUGUAUUGUCUUGCAUUGUCUUGUUUGAUUGCAUUUUAUGUAUUUAUAGUGGUGUUUUUCUGCUAUUCACAUUUGAUACAGCUGCUAUUUCAUGCCUGAAUGUCCCUGUAGGGAUCAAUAAAGUAUGUUUAUCUGGAGUAACAACAAGCGAAGGAAAGGAACAA
Messenger RNA from Onychostoma macrolepis, 7356 nucleotides. RefSeq lists its product as uncharacterized. The coding region runs from base 150 to 5576 and encodes 1808 amino acids. Lineage: Eukaryota; Metazoa; Chordata; Actinopteri; Cypriniformes; Cyprinidae. The transcript has 34 exons. The record is from RefSeq and is a predicted model, not a curated record.